This is a messenger RNA of Phragmites australis (common reed), 1819 nucleotides long. Its product is annotated as E3 ubiquitin-protein ligase RGLG3-like. The transcript is spliced from 12 exons. The record is from RefSeq and is a predicted model, not a curated record. Bases 343 to 1506 code for a protein of 387 amino acids. Lineage: Eukaryota; Viridiplantae; Streptophyta; Magnoliopsida; Poales; Poaceae.
AGGAUGCCACGGGAGUAUGGAGCACAGGAGCAGGCUUGCCGUCCUUUUGGUUGCUUCACGCACGCCAUGGUCACUUCCAGGAGCAUCGUGCACGCAACCACUGGCCUCCUCCAUUGACCGCGCAGCAUCCGAGGUCUCCUCCAUUGACCUCCCCUUCUCUUCUCUUCUCUUCUCGCGUCCGAGGUCUGUACGCGCGCCGCCGCGAGCUUGCAGCAGCCCGGCCACGGCCAGGCCCGCACGUGCGCCGCCGCGUCGAUUCUCACCCGGUAACUAACGCAAUCAUCUUCGUGCCUUCUGCAUCCCUGCAAGGGUUGGUUGGUUCAUGGGAGAUCGUAACUGAUAAUGUGGGGUGAAAGGACUCAUCACAAGCACUGGCAUCAAGCUCAUGCUCCAUCUGGAAGUUCCAAGGAAAAAAUCAACGACAAACGGCAGCCAAAAUUUAUACCAGACAAUUACAGCUCAGUGGAUGAGGUCACUACUGCCCUAAGAGAAGCUGGUCUUGAAUCAUCAAAUCUAAUUCUUGGUAUCGACUUCACCAAAAGCAAUGAAUGGUCAGGUAGGCAUUCCUUUAGAAGAAAAUCUCUGCAUGCCAUUAAUGGCACCCCAAAUCCAUAUGAGCAAGCUAUUUCUAUAAUUGGGCGAACACUUUCACCUUUCGAUGAUGAUAACUUGAUACCAUGUUUUGGAUUUGGUGAUGCUUCUACGCAUGAUCACUCUGUCUUCAGCUUCUACUCAGAUAACCAUCCCUGUCGUGGCUUUGAGGAGGUUCUUUUAAGGUAUCGACAAAUUAUUCCACAUUUGAAUCUUUCAGGACCAACUUCUUUUGCACCUCUUAUUUAUGCAGCGAUUUCUGUUGUUGAAAAUAGUAACUGGCAAUACCAUGCUCUCGUAAUCAUAGCUGAUGGCCAGGUGACCACCGCUAAUACACAUGAUGGAAAAUUAAGUCCACAGGAACAGGCAACUAUACAAGCAAUUGUUAAUGCUAGCUACUAUCCUCUUUCAAUUGUGAUGGUUGGGGUGGGCGAUGGACCAUGGGAUGCGAUGCAGCAUUUUGAUGACUGUAUCCCUGAAAGAGCUUUUGAUAAUUUCCAGUUUGUGAAUUUCACUGAUAUUAUGUCGACAAGCAAGGAUAUGCCAAAGAAGGAGGCUGCAUUUGCCCUUGCAGCCCUUAUGGAAAUACCCUCUCAGUAUAAAGCAACUCAAGGCCUCCGGCCUCCAGAAAAGCAAGCGCAAAGGACUGCCCCUCCGAGAAUUCUUCCUCCUCCGAACAAAGUUCUUGAACACGAUAAUGCUGCAGCCUCACAUCAUCCUCCAACUGCAAGCUCCCGGCCAACCGGCAUUGGCAAAAGUGCUGCCGACGAGCAGGUAUGCCCCAUCUGUUUAACCAAUCCGAAGGACAUGGCUUUUCAGUGUGGUCACCUGACAUGCAAGGAAUGUGGCCCAACACUAUCAACAUGCCCCUUGUGCCGUGCGCCAAUCACUAUGCGCGUGAGGCUCUACUCUUGACUUCUCGAGACGAUGUGGUAUCUGGAGGGGAGGAAUCAACCCUUCCAUCCAUGGGGUAUAUCAAACAGUAAGGAGCAAGAACGCUGGAGAUGUAAAAUUGAUUUCCUGUCCAUUUCCAAGGAUGUUGAUUGACGAAUCAUAGCAUGUAAAGUUUAUUGCUAUCUUGUAGUACUAGCUGGGAAUUGUGGUUUCUAGUUGAAUGGGUUACCAGCAGUUGUCACAAGAUACUUGUCUGUUCAUUUCGGAGAACAGAUACUCUGAUGUCGCACAAUGUUUAUAUAUGGAACGGCUAGCUCUUGUUCGAGUUUGAAGA